GGAAGCUAUUCAUGUUGUCACUUCAUGACCACCUACUUUAUAUGAAUCCCCCUAUUCAAGAAAUUGGCCUUAACUAUGGCGGGUAGUGCAAAACAAAUCUUUUCUAAAAUUCAACAAACUAAUAAUGUUUCUAAGGGUACCUUGUACGUAGUUAAUAGGAACCCCAGAAAUCUCGAACGAUUAAGACUAGCAUACAAAGUGGACGGAUAUCAUCUAGAAAGACCCGUUCGAAACUUCUGGCAUAGGUUGGAGCUAAAUGCUAGCAAAAAAUACGUUACAGCUAAAUUGGUUCACUUUGAAAACGGACCAGUGAUCGAAUGUAGCACUAAUGAAUGGGCUCUGAAGCGGCAUCUGUACAAAGGAAAUGACUUCACGGCGUUCAUUACGCUGGGAAAAGUAUUCGCCUCGCGUUGCUUGGAUGCUGGACUAACCGAGGUGCGAUGUGAUUUUAUACCGUCAACCGGAAAGAAGGUGGACCUUUUCCUACGCACUGUCGAAGAGAGUGGUAUUUGUCUCAAGGAACCGAAUAGAAUUCGCCCGGCGUAUUCUUGGGAUAUGCACCGACCCGAAAAGCCGUGGGAAGUGAUGGAGUAAAUACAAAAAGAAAUACGUAUUCAGAAUUUUAGUGAGCUAAGGUUUAUUAGUCAAUAAACAGCAAGCUGUUCGGCUUCAUUACGUUAGUCGAUCUUUACUGCUCGUA
Messenger RNA from Anopheles gambiae (African malaria mosquito), 700 nucleotides. RefSeq names its product large ribosomal subunit protein uL18m (gene mRpL18). Gene Ontology annotation, biological process: translation. The record is from RefSeq and is a predicted model, not a curated record. Lineage: Eukaryota; Metazoa; Arthropoda; Insecta; Diptera; Culicidae. The transcript has 2 exons. The coding region runs from base 76 to 594 and encodes 172 amino acids. Gene Ontology annotation, cellular component: mitochondrion; ribosome. Gene Ontology annotation, molecular function: structural constituent of ribosome; 5S rRNA binding.